This is a messenger RNA of Alosa sapidissima (American shad), 14427 nucleotides long. RefSeq names its product neuroblast differentiation-associated protein AHNAK-like. Gene Ontology annotation, cellular component: cytoplasm; nucleus. The record is from RefSeq and is a predicted model, not a curated record. Gene Ontology annotation, biological process: peripheral nervous system myelin maintenance; regulation of RNA splicing. Gene Ontology annotation, molecular function: protein binding. The transcript is spliced from 7 exons. Bases 503 to 13750 code for a protein of 4415 amino acids. Lineage: Eukaryota; Metazoa; Chordata; Actinopteri; Clupeiformes; Clupeidae.
GAGGGGAGAGGAGCACAGCCUCACUCCUCUGUGGACUGUUAGCCUGCGCGGAUGCAGUGAGACGCCUCUCUUACACUCACUCACUCGGUCUCUCUCUCUCUCUCACACACACACACAUACACGUACUCACACACGAGUAUACACACACGCAGUACUCUCCGUCAGCUCUUUGAGACAAUUUCCUGGUUCUGCGACACACUCUCUCUCUCUCUCUCUCUCUCUCUCUGUACCGUUCACCGUGUUGUCGAGAAGUGGGGGGAAAGGGGAGACUUUGGCUCCUGAGCUCCCUGGGAGAGGCUAGAGUGGGGUGGGAAAGCGUCUGAACUCUACAGCACAGGAGCCUCUGCAGCAACAACAACAGCAGCAGCAGCAGCAGCAGCAGUAGCAGUAGCGCCGAGAAGAGUUUUUGUUUUUGUUUUGGUCAGGACCGUUUCGGACGCCCAUCCCCAGGACCUCCCUCAGGAACGCAAGCAGACGAGGAAGUCCGUAGAGGAGCGCCACCAUGUGUGACUGCUUUCACCUGGCAUUCCCCAACUGGCAUGGGCCAGGCACGGGGGCCGGGAGAAGGCUGAGAGGACCAGAGCGAGAAGCUGAAGAUGAUUCAGUAUGUGAGGAGCCAGCAGAGUUUGUAGAGGGGGAGAGACCACGCCCACAGGGAUCCUCCCCAGUAGAGGAGUUUCCAGCAGCAGAGUACAUUGAGAAACCGGGUGAAGACAACUUUUAUGACCCUCUCCACAAGACUGGCAGUGGCAAAAAAGGAAAGAAGGUCGGUUUCGGGUCCCUGUUUGACAAACGCUCAUCUGGGAAAAUGAGCCAGAUGGAGCUGCAGAAUGGGGAGUCUGAAGUGCUUGUGAAAACGGCAAAGGAGGCCUGUGCUGAGGGCUUGGUAGUCACAGGAGGAGGGAAGGACGGAAUCUUCAUUAAGGAAUUAAAGCCUGACUCACCAGCUUCAAAGCACCUUCGUGUUAAAGAGGGGGAUCAGAUUUUAAGUGCUACAGUUUACUUCGAUAAUGUGUCCUAUGAGGAUGCCAUUCAGAUUCUUGAGCAUGCCCAGGCUUAUAAAAUGGAGUUCUGCCUGAGACGCAAACCACCAGAACCCACAGUCCAGGAAGAUGUAGAAGCAGCACGACUGGAGGGUGAAGAAGGCUCUCCAAAAAUGAGAGGACGCAAGAAAAAGAGACAAGAAGCCAGAAUUUCAUGGCCAAAAUUUCCAUCCUUCAGCAAAGGUCGCAAGGGGUUUAAAAGGUCUCAUAGUACAUCUGAAGCAGAGGAGCAGAGGAAACUGGAAAUGAGCCCUACGACAAGUGAUACCGAAUCACCAGUCAAAUCUCCACUGAAAUCCCCUGAUGGAAAAGAAAAGAAGAAGAAGAGACUCAAACUGAAGGUCAAGAUGAAGGGACUCAGAAGCAAGUCAGUAGAACAUCCAACGAGAGAUGAUGAGGAGCCAACAAUGGAGAAUCUGGGUGGUGUGGAGAACCAAGUGGAGCAAGACGGAACAGACAUACAGUCUCCUGAAGAAAUGCAACUACUAGGUGAACCUCAGGUUGUCGAGCAGGAGGAUGCCAAAAGCCAAAAGUCCACUAAAGCCAGAGAUGAAUACACAUUCCCAAGCUUAACAGGUCCUGAAAUGGAGACAGGCUUACACAGAGUAGAGUUAAUCACCUUGGAUAAAGCCCUGAAGACGACCGAUAUUUCAGAUGCUCUUGCCGAGAGCAGUCCAAAAGAGAUAAGCUCAGAAAGUGUAAAGACUGAAAGGUCGGAGUUGAGAGUAAACAUUCAGGGGAAAGAUCUAAUGGAUACUGUGAAAGAGAGCCAGAUAGAGCCAGCUAGAUCCUCUCCAGUAAGCCUAAAGGACCAAUCAACUAGUAUCAGGACCUCGGAUUCAUCCACCCAUGACAACGUUGUAAUCAGUCCCAGUGUGAUGUCCCACACAGAUUUCAGUGAUCAUCAGUCUGAUAUCAACAUCAAUACUCAGACAACAACCCAAGAAAGAACAGAAAAAAACAUGGGACAUGGAGAGAUGGAUAUGAGUAUGCCAAAAGUAGAUGUUUCACUUGAUAUGUCAGAUAUAGGUUUGCUAAGGAAGUCACCAAGAAUUGGAGGUGAAAAGCAGUGGAAAGAUAAAACAAUUAACAUUCCAGAACCCGAGAGCUAUGGGAUCCGAACCAGAGGUCCUUUGGCUGAUAUGGCAACAUCAAAGUCGACAUUUGAUGCAUUAAAUGGACUUCAGUUUACCUCUGACAGAGCUAGUGCUAGUAGUGCCCUAAAACCAGACAGUGAUUUGAAAUUUAAAGCUGUAAUUUCCCAACCUAAAUCAAGCACACUAGAUGUAUGUACCGAUAAAGGUGAGAAUAAUACAGUAGACAUAAAAGUUCCUAGAGCUUCUGAGAUACCAAUGGAAAUAAGCAUUGAUAGAGUCUUAGCAGAUGUCAGUACCACCGAGGGCAAAAUCAAAGCAGAGUUCAAACUGCCAAAAGUGGACAUCUCUGAGUCAAAUCUCUCUGACACAAUAAAGAUGACAAAAGUGGAUAAUAAAGGACUUCAACUUCCAAAUCGGGAGGAACUGGAAAUUCCAGGUAUGGAGGAUGCAACCUCAGCUGCAGCACUUCAAAUUCAGGGAAUGAAAUUACCACAGAUAAAUGAGAGUAAUGAUCCCAAACUAACUGAUGAGAUACCGGCUAAAAGAACAGAAAUUGAAUUCAACCUUGAGGAUGUGAAAGCACUUGUUGCUAAAAUACCAACAUUCAAAUUGCCAAGAAUCGAUAUGUCAGGAAUUUAUACACACAAAGAAAUCACACCCGAUUCAGAUAAGAUUCUAGCAACAGCUGAAACAUCCCCUCCUGAACUCUCAGAAGCAAAGACAGACGUGAGCCUCAAAUUGCCUGAUGAUACAGUGGAAGCAGUAAUGACACCUAUAAUUCAAAUGAAGCACCAAGAUACAACAAUCAAACUGCCAAAAGUUGAACUGCCACCUUUUGAUGACCAUGAACCAAUAACUGUAACUGGCAUCGAAGACUCAAAACCAAAGGCAAGAUCUAUUAUAACUGAACUGAAGAGCAUGACUGUGGAGGGUAAAUCAGCUGAAAUUAAAUAUAAGCUACCAAAACGUGAGGACAUAGAAAUUCCAGGAAUGGAGGCAAUAAUGAAAACAAGUGUUCAAAUGCCAGAUGUCAAGUCUGGUUUGGAGAUCCAGGAAAUUCAGAAAUCUGAUACUUCUCCGUCUCAUUCAACUGACAGAAAAAUUCAAAUACCUUUCGCCUCAGCUGCUGAUAUAGACAUAAAAGGUACAACUCUUAUAAGUGAUGGGAAAACAGAGACACUUCCCGCUGACAAGAAAAAUCGUGACAAGAAAACAAAGAAAAUAAAGAAAUCCAAGGCUAGUUUUGGAAUUGCAAAACCUGACAUUCGCUUCCCUGAUACUGGAAUUGAUUUACCACAACAAACCACAACACCUCCAAAAAUGGAUGAGAGCCAAGUCAAAGUGGAUACCAAAAUGUUCUCUGCUGGUGAUGAAGUGAAGACCAAAACACAUCAAGCGGUUUCAUUGGACAUCCAGAAGCCAGAAAUUGGCAUUAAAGGUCUGUCAAUUAAGGAAGAAAUAAAAACUUCAAAAGUGAAGGAGGAAGGUCAGAUUUCCAUACCGGAAGUAGAUAUUCCUACUGCUGACAUAAAGAUUCAUGGAAUUGGAAUCUCUCCUCCAAAAGUAAAAGGAACUGAAACAGCUGUAAUGGAUACACCCAAAACAGACAUCACUACAUCACCACCUGAGGCUAAGGUACUGACUCCAAGUGCAGAAUGCCAAGUAACCAUACCAGAGGUGGGAGAUGUUACACAAUCAACUGAUGUUAAAAGUGCAGUUAGGGAAAAUGAUGUCCCUGAGAGUGAGACUAAGGAUAUGGACAUCAAAUUAAAGAAAAGGAAAAUAUCAUUUCCAAAAUUCAGCUUCUCUAGAACUGAAGUUAAAGCGCCUGAGGUGGGCAUUACCUCCCCAAAAGUUGAUGCAAGUUUUCCAGAGACAAGUUUGGACACAAAAGACACAGAAAUAGAUGCCACAGCCCCUGAAAGUGAAACUAAAUUGAAAGAUAAAAAUAUCACUGGCUCCCCAACUAAAUUCAAACUCCCCACACUUAAAUUCCCCAACUUUGCAAUGUCUCCCCAAAAGGUCCUGCCUGAAUCUACAGUAUCUACAGAAUCUGCAAUAAAAACCUAUGAAGAUGAAAUCUUGGAGGUAAAAUUGCCAGAACACAAGCUUCCAGUGUCAGGGAAGCUACCCACUGUUGACCUGCAUACAAUUCCAAGUGCAGACAUUGCAGUCCCAUACAGGGAUACAGUAAGUCAGAUAGAGGGACCCAAGCUUCCUUCAACUGAAAUAAAAGGGCCUGAACUGAAUUUGAGCAUCACCCAGCCAGAAGUGGAAAUUCCAUCUAUGAUAACCCAAGGAAAAGAUGCACUUAAGACAGAAAAGAUUGAAGGACUAUCUGUUGAGGGAAAAACCGAGCCACCAGAAAUGGAAAUAAAGGUGCAAGAUGGAAAAAGUUUCAAACUGCCUAAAUUUGGAAUCUCAGUACCCAAAAUGAAAGGGCCUGACAUGGAUAUAAAUGUACCAAAAGCAGAUGCUGAUAUUUCACCUCUGGAAGGGAAAGCAGAUAUUGAACAAUCAGAUGUUAAUAUUCCCUCUGUGAAAGCAGCUAUUGAUAUGCCAAAGGUAGAUGUUGAGCUGCCAUCAGUUGAUCUGAAAGGUGUAAGUGCAGACACAGAUACUAAUGUUGAGGUUGAGGCCAAGGUGAGUGACACAAAACUUAAAAAAAGACGGAUUUCAUUUCCAAAAUUCAGUUUUUCUCGGUCUGAAUCAAAGGGAUCAGAUGUGGAUGUUGAACCUCUAAAAGUAGACAUCACUACUGCAAGUGUGGAUGCAAAAGUCUCAGAGACAGACAUUAAAACACUUGAGGGUGAAGCAGCACCAAAGGAUAAAAGUAUCAGCAGCUCGCCAACAAAAUUCAAACUGCCCACACUUAAAUUCCAUAAAUUUGGGAUGUCUCCCCCAAAACUUCAAACAGAAGGGAUGGAUGCAGAUGUGGUUAAUACUAUACCUGAGGAAGAAAUUCUAGAAGUGAUCGUCCAAGAACAUGAUCUAUCCGUAUCUGGAAAUGUUCCUACAAAGGAACUCCACCUCUCUUCAAGUGGAAAUGUUAACAUCUCCCCUGCUGAUGUGGAGGCAAAAAUAGAUUUACCAGAUAUCAAAAUGGAGUCACAUGAGCUGGAUCCAAAAAACACUGAAGGAAAUUCAGUGUUCAAAAUGCCCAAAUUUGGAAUCUCACUACCAAAGGUCAAAGGGCCUGAAAUAAGCAUGAGUGUAUCAAAACCAGAUGGUGGCGUUUCUGUGUCAAGGGGAAAAUCAGAAAUCCAAUCUCCUGAUGUUGAAAUUAAAACACAAUCUCUUGAAGCAGAGACAGAUAUUGGUAAUUUAGAAAGUAAAGAAACUGACAUCAAAUUUAAGAUGCCCAAGAUGUCAUUUCCAAAAUUUGGACAUGCAAAAUCAGAGAUCAAUGCAACUGAAACUGAUGUUGCACCAAAGCUAGACAUUUCUCUGUCAGAUGGGGAAGUGAAGAUCAAAGAUGAUUCAAUACUACAGGGUAGUUUAGAAAUCACUUCACCAAAAGCUGAGCAGAAAAUUGGUGUUAAAGAGACAGAUUUGGAUAUUAAAGUCCCAGAUGUAGAACUAAAGGAUAGUGCAACCCUGUCAAGUUCACCAAGCAAAUUCAAACUUCCUACUUUCAAAAUGCCAAAAAUUGGGGUUGGAGUCACAAAACAAAAAGCUGACAUAGCAGACCCAAUUGCUGAUAUUAAGUCUCCAGAAGUAAAGUUAUCCGGGGUAGAAGAUGACAUAACUAUGCCUGUGCCAUCAGAAGUAACUGCCCCAUCUAUUGAUUUGUCCCUGUCUGCCAAGACACCAGGAAUAUUGAUGGAAAAACCUGAUAUUAAGGUGUCAUUACCAAAGAUUACAAAUGAAGUUGAAGGUUCCCAGAUAUCAAGCAACUUGAAUUUACCAUCAAUAAGCCUAACUGCUUCAAAAACAAACAUAGAUAUUACAGGAACAGAAAUGACCUCUGGUGUGUCUGGUGAAGCCACUAUCUCUACAUCUGGAAAAUUGCCUUCUUAUGAUCCCCCAAGGCCCAGACCAGAUGUUGAUAUAUCUGUACCAGAUCCUGAAAUCACAUCGCCCACUAUUGACACAGAACUGCCACAAGCAGAAGCUAAACUUAAAAAACGAAGGAUAUCAUUCCCAAAAUUUGGAUUCUCAAAACCAGACAUUAAAUCUCCAGAUGUUGAUGUCACUCUUGCAAAGGUUGAUGUCUCUCUUCCAGAAGGGGAGGUCAUGGAGCCAAAAGUUGAUGUUAAUGUUCCGGAAGACAUCGAAUUAAAAGAUGGUACUGGAAUGGGAUCUCCAACAAAAUUCAAACUCCCUACUUUCAAACUACCCAAGAUUGGUGUUUCAGCAUCUAAAGGUGUGGUAGAAGUUCCAGAAGUGGAUAUAGAUGUAAAAACACCACAGGCAAGCCUACCAGAAACUGAACUGAAUGUUUCAGGAAAAGUUCCAGCUUUUGAUGGCGAAGGAUCAGGUGUGGAGUUGGAGGUACAUUCAAUAGAUGUGGCUGUAGAAACAAAAGUACCAGAGGCAGAGGGAAACAUGGCCUUAACUUUAACCAAACUUGAAGGUCCUGAAGUCCAUGUUAGUGCCCCAAAAUCAGAUUUGGAUGUUUCUCUGCCUGAAGGAAAAGUUGACGUCGAUGUUACUCUACCUCAAGGAAAAGUAGAAAUGCCUGGAGUAGAUUCCAAAGGUCUUGAUUUAAAAAUGAAGAGACCAAGUUUUUCAUUCCCAAAGUUUGGAUUUUCAAAAGCAGAGGUUAAGGCUCCAGAUGUUGACAUCCCAGAAGGAAAAGUAGAAGUUACACAGCCAGAUCUUGAUGUUAAGGUUCCAGAGGGAGAGGCUCAAUUGAAAGAUAUCAAUGUUACUUCACCAACAAAAUUCAAACUUCCCACAAUUAAAUUCCCUAAGAUUGGAGUGUCUGCACCCAAGGGAAUAGCAGAGAUCCCUACUAUUGAUAUUGAUGUCAAUGCACCUGAAGUCAGUCUGACCCAUGCUGAACUAACAAUUUUAGGAGAUAUGCCAGAAGUUGAUGUUGAAGGCCACGGGAUGGAUACAGACAUUGACACAGAUAUGAGAGUAUCUGACAUUGAGGGCCAAGAGAGCAAGUUGAAGCUUCCAAAAUUUGGAAUAUCUUUACCAAGCGUGAAAGGUCCUGAAGUAGAUGUGCAUUUUUCUAAGACAGAUUUGGAUAUUUCCCUUUCAAGAGGCACAACAGACAUCGAAACUUCACUUGAUGAAGCAAAGGGUGAUGUACCUGAUCUUAAUCUGAAAGACACUGACAUAAAAGCAAAGAAACCAGGUUUUUCAUUUCCCAAAUUUGGAUUCUCAAAACCUGAAGUUAAGGGCACAGAACUUGAUGUCAGCCUUCGGAAAGCUGAGGUGAAAGACCCAGAAAUUCAUGGUAAAAUUCCAGAGGGAAGCAUUGAAGUUAAAGAUUCCAAGAGUAUCGAUGUAAAAAUGAAGAGACCAAGUUUUUCAUUCCCUAAAUUUGGAUUGUCAAAACCAGAUGUUAAAGCUCCUGAUAUCGAUGUCAAUGUCCCAGAAGUUGACAUGUCUCUACCAGAGGGAAAAGUGGAGAUCAAAGAGCCAGAGAUUGAUGCUAAGAUUCUAGAGGAAGAUGUUCAGAGUCCAAAUAUUCACAUUUCACCAUCAAAAUACAAACUCCCAACAUUCAAAUUGCCCAAGAUUGGAGUUUCAGCACCUAAAGGGCCAGUGCAGACACCUGAACUAGAAAUUGAUGUAAAGGCACCUGAGGUCAGUUUACCAGAUGCCGAGCUUAAGGUUUCAGGGGAUGUUCCAGAGGUAGAUCUCAAAGUUCAAAAACUCAGUACAGACACAGAAGGACCUGAGGUUGAUGGACAGGGAAAUAAGUUCAAACUUCCCAAUUUUGGAAUCUCUUUACCAAAAGUGAAAGCUCCUGAGUUUGACAUGAGUGUCUCAAAACCUGAUUUGGAUGUCUCGUUGCCUGAGGGAAAAGUAGAUGUUGAUGCUCCAUUACCUGAUGUGAAGGCUGAGAUACCUGGAGUUGAUUCCAAGGCUAUUGAUGUAAAAGUUAAGAGGCCAAGCUUUUCAUUCCCUAAGUUUGGAUGGUCAAAACCAGAUGUUAAAGCUACUGAUAUCGAAGUCAAUGUCCCAGAAGUUGACAUGUCUCUACCAGAGGGAAAAGUGGAGAUCAAAGAGCCAGAGAUUGAUGCUGAGAUUCCAGAGGAAGAUGUUCAGAGUGCAAAUAUUCACAUUUCACCAUCAAAAUACAAACUCCCAACAUUCAAAUUGCCCAAGAUUGGAGUUUCAGCACCUAAAGGGCCAGUGCAGACACCUGAACUAGAAAUUGAUGUAAAGGCACCUGAGGUCAGUUUACCAGAUGCCGAGCUUAAGGUUUCAGGGGAUGUUCCAGAGGUAGAUCUCAAAGGUCAAAAAGUCAGUACAGACACAGAAGGACCUGACGUUGAUGGACAGGGAAAUAAGUUCAAACUUCCCAAUUUUGGAAUCUCUUUACCAAAAGUGAAAGCUCCUGAGUUUGACAUGAGUGUCUCAAAACCUGAUUUGGAUGUCUCAUUGCCUGAGGGAAAAGUAGAUGUUGAUGCUCCAUUACCUGAGGUGAAGGCUGAGAUACCUGGAGUUGAUUCCAAGGCUAUUGAUAUAAAAGUUAAGAGGCCAAGCUUUUCAUUCCCAAAGUUUGGAUGGUCAAAACCUGAUGUUAAAACUCCCAACAUUGAUGUCAAUCUCCCAGAAGUUGAUACAUCACUACCUGAGGGGAAAGUAGACAUCAAAGGGCCAGAGAUUGAUGCUCAGAAACCAGAGGGAGGUGCUCAAUAUAUAGAUACUAAUAUUCAAACCUCACCUACAAAAUUCAAACUCCCAACAUUAAAAUUCCCUAAGACUGGAGUUGCAACACCAAAAGGGUUGGCUGAAGCACCAGGUCUAGAUAUUGAUGUAAAGGGACCAGAGAUCAGUCUGCCAGAUGCUGAGCUUAACAUUUCAGGGAAAAUUCCAGAGGUUGACAUCAAAGGCCAACAUGUGGACACACAACUUCCUUCCAUAGAUGUCAGUGCAAGCACAGAAGGACAUGAGUUUGAUGUAAAAAUGAAGAGGCCAAGUUUUUCAUUCCCAAAGUUUGGGUUCUCAAAAUCAGAUGUUAAAGUUCCUGAAAUAGAUGCAAAUCUACCAGAAGUUGACAUGUCUCCACCAGAGGGGAAAAUGGAAAUAAAAGGCCCAGAGAUUGAUGCUAAAAUUCCAGAGGGAGAUCUUCAACAUAAGGACACAAAUAUUCAUGCCUCACCAACAAAAUUCAAGCUCCCAACAUUCAAAUUGCCCAAGAUUGGAGUUUCAGCCUCAAAAGGUUCCGUAGAAGCACCUAGAAUAGAUAUUGACGUGAAGGCGCCUGAGGUCAGUUUACCAGAUGCUGAGCUUAAAGUUUCAGGGGAUGUUCCAGAGGUGGAUCUCAAAAAUGAAAACAUUGAUGCACAAGCUCCAUCAAUAGAUGUGCAUGGACAAGCAGAGGGACCUGAAGUACCAGAGAGCAAGUUGAAACUCCCUAAGUUUGGAAUCUCACUGCCAAAAGUGAAAGGCCCUGAAAUUGAUCUGAGUGUCUCAAAACCAGACAUGGAUGUCUCUUUGCCUGAGGGAAAAGCAGAUGCAGAAGCUUCUUUGUCUGAAGGUAAAAUUGAACUAUCUGUGGUGGAUUCCAAGGGUACUGAUAUAAAGAUGAAGAGAUCAGGUUUUUCAUUCCCAAAGUUUGGAUUGUCAAAACCAGACAUUAAAGCUACAGAAGUGGAUACCAAUCUUCCAGAAGUUGAUAUUUCACUACCAGAGGGAAACGUGGAAGUCAAGGAAACUGAGCUUAAUGUGAAGGAUACAGAGGGAGACAUUCAACUGAAAGAUACAAGUACAAUCACUUCACCAACAAAAUUCAAACUUCCUACAUUCAAAUUCCCUAAGAUUGGAGUUUCAGCACCAAAGGGUGAGAUGGAUGUUGAUUUGAAAGCACCUGAAGUCAGUGAAACAGAGGCUGAACUGAAAGUGUCCAUGGAAGUUCCAACUGCUGAUGUUAAAGGCCAACCAGUGGAUAUACAGGCUGAAGGGCAUGACAUUGAAGGACAAGGAGGCAAGUUCAAACUUCCAAAAUUUGGAAUCACUUUGCCAAAAGUGAAAGGUCCUGAAAUUGAUGUAAGUGUUUCAAAAUCAGAUUUGGAUCCUUUUAUUCCAGAAGGAAAAAUGUAUGUUGAAGCACCAUCAGCUGAAGUGAAAGCAGAAAUACCUGAAGUGGAUUCCAAAGGUCUUGAUGUUAAAUCAAAGAGACCAAGCUUUUCAUUCCCCAAAUUUGGUCUGUCAAAACCAAUUGUGAAGGCUCCAGAUGUUGAUGUGACUCUUCCAGAAGCAGAUGUUUCUCUUCCUGAAGGAGCCAUAGAGGUCAAGGACUCUGGAGCAGGUGUUCAAGUUUCUGAGGGUGACAUUGAACUGAAAGACGCAAACAUUUCUGAAUCACCAUCAAAAUUUAAACUCCCCACAAUUAAAUUUCCUAAAUUUGGUGUUACAGCUCCAAAGGUAACUGCCGAAAUAGAACAUCUAGAUGCUAGUAUUAAAGGAACAGAUAUCAAUGUGCCAGACUCAGAAGGGAAAGGAGGACCAUUGUCUGUUGCUAUUACAGGCCCAAGCGUAGCUAUCAAAACCACAACAGCUGAUGUGGACAUGAAGACAAGGGGGGUUGAUGUUGAGAGACAAGAAAGCAAGCUCAAACUCCCAAAAUUUGGAAUGGGAUUACCUAGAGUAAAAGGCCCUGAGGCUAAUGAAACGAAGGCCGAUGCUGACAUUACUUUACCAGAGGGGGCAAUAGAAGUGAAAGUGGCUAGUACUGAGGUGGAUAGUUCUUCAGCUAAAGUAAAAGUAGACUUACCAGCAGUGGAUUCAAAGGGGAUUGAUGUCACUGUAAAAAAAUCAAGCUUUUCAUUUCCCAGGUUUGGGUUUUCAAAAUCAGAUAGGACCUCUGAAGUAGAUACAUCUCUACCAAAAGCAGACAUUUCUCUGUCAGAGGGAAAUGUAGAGGUUAAAGAAGCCAAACAGUCCGAAGAAGAAAAGAAGCCAGACAGUGAACUUGAGGAUGAAGUGAAGGCAGCAACUGUUAGUGGAUCACCAUCAAAAUUUAAACUUCCCACAAUCAAAUUCCCCAGAUUUGGAGUAACAGUUCCAAAAGUGGAGUCACAUGAUACAGAUGUGCAGGUGAGAGGGAAAGAUAUACCAGACAAUGAACUGCAAGUUUCUGGGGAGCCUGUUUCGAUUGAUAUUAAAGUAACGAGUACACAAGGACACAAUGCAGAUGUUGAUGUGCAGACAGUAGGAGUGGGGACAGAUGGACAAGGGAGUACGUUCAAAUUACCCAAAUUUGGAGUAUCACUCCCAAAGGUCAAAGGCUCUGAAGUACCAAAGCCAGAAGGGGAAAUUUCUCUACCAGAAGGCAAAGUGGACAUGGAAAGAGAUGUUGAGGAUUCAUCAGUUGAAACUAGAGUAGAUGUACCGAAGGUUGAUGUGACUGCAAGGAAACCUGGCUUCUCUUUCCCCAAAUUUACUUUUUCUAAACCAGAAGUCAAAUCUUCUGUGAUUGAUGGAAAGACCCCACAAGAUGAUGUUUCAAAGCCAGAGGGUAUUGCUGAGAUACAAGAUGUUACAUUAGAUGUUAAAAGUCCAGAUGGAGAAACUGCUGUUUCCUCCCCCACAAAAUUCAAACUACCAACAUUUAAACUACCUACAUUUGGAGGGGCUACAUUAAAGGGUGCUGGAGAAGUUACUGUUGAUCCUUCUCUGCCACAAGGAACAGCUGAAGUUAAAUCUGUUGAUGCAGACAUCAAUACGCCUGCAUCUGAAGUGACUAUAGACUUGACCAGCAGUGAUGUUAAUGUUGAAGCUAAGGAGGUUAAGACAAGAAUGUCAUUUCCUAAAUUUGGUUUUUCCAAAACUGCAGUUAAAGCCCCUGAGGUUGAUGUGACACUACCUAGUGCAGAUGUUACUUUACCCGAGGGAAGUGUAGAACCAGAAGUAAAUGUGAAGAUCCAAGAAACAGAGCCCAAAGGUGAGGCUGUUGUCGGGGGGUCUCCAAGUAAAUUCAAACUCCCAACUAUUAAACUGCCCAAAUUUGGUACCACUACCCAAAGACCUAACAUCGAGGCUAAUGUUACGGUUCCUGAGAUAGACAGUUCAUCAGUGAUGAUCAGCACUGAAACUGAUGUUCCAGCAGUUGAAGGAACAGUUGCCCCAGAUAGUGAAGUGUCAACACAGUCAGGAGACAGCAAAGUUUUAAGCUCACCAAGCAAAUUUAAAUUACCCACUUUCAAAAUGCCUAAGCUUAGCCUUUCAAAGGCAAAAUCUGAAGAAGAUUCUGCAACACCCACUGAGGUCAAACCCCAGGAGGACCCUCUGGAAGGAGACAAAGAGAACACACAGGUAACAGACAAAUCACCUAAGUUCACUUUACCAACAAUUCAGGAUGUUCUUCGGGGCUUUGACGUUGAAUUCCAUGUCCCCACAUUAGAUGAAACAGAUGAGCCAAAAGGAGCCUCUCAACCAGAUGAAGGAGAACUGAAGCCUGCUGCUUGUGUGGUGGAACAAGAUGUGGAAGCAUCCACAGAGGCAUCAAAGGAUAGUGAUUCAGUAGCAAAGACCAAUGGGACUGUAAAAGAGAUUGUUAAGGAAGAGCAGAUAUUAGAGCUUCAGACAGAACAGAAAUUACAGGAUACCAAGGACCCAGAUCCAAGCUCUGAAAAAGGAAGCUGGUUCAAAUUCCCUAAAUUCCCCUCACCAACCAAAUCUGUUAAACUUACAGAGAAAGAAACCAUAAAACCUAGCGAGGAACAAGAACAAAACACUGAAAGUGACAAUUUAGAGAAUGAGAUCAGUAUAACAUCUUCAGUGAGGUCAUCUGAUGCCUUUGCUGAUGAAAGCUCUGCGCCAACAACAGAACAGAUUGCACCUUCAUUGUUUUCUCCAACAAAAGUGACAGUAAAAUAUGCUGAGUCAAUCUCCACUGGCACAGGGGAUGUAACAGCUAAAAUUAUUACCUCUACUGCCAGAACUGAGCUUAUAUCUAUGGAGCCUGAUCUGCCAGAGAAAGUUAACAUUUCCUCCUCUGACAGUUCAUCUAUGGACACACUAAAACAAGAGUCAGGGGCAAUCCAUAUCAUCACAUCAAAUGUACAAGCCAUACCAGACACACAGAAAGCGACAAUUCUGAGUCAUACUGUUCAGUCCCUGCCUGUUGAGCAAGUUAUCAUUAAAACCACGUCUACACCAUGGUCAAUGAACGAAACCAGCACGUUGCAAGAGGAUAGCAUAGUGGUUGAGAAGCAUGUGAUCAAGGAGAUGUCAGGUGAGAACACGGAGACAGUGAUCAUAACACAGAAAACGUGCAUGCUUGAAGCUGACUCUGGGGAGCCCAUCAGCCAUACAGCAGCUUCGUCCUCUCAAACUUUACGAGACAUAGUGCAUAAAGAAAAAAUGAAUUUUUUUGAAAGUAGAGAGAUGCCAUUGCCAGCAGAAAGUAUUGUUGUGAGCAGUGUAACCACAGAGACACGUGUAAUCAAACACUCCACUGAGGAACACUCUGGGAAAUGAUCUCAAGAGGUCUGCAUUUGUGCACCAGUUCAUAGUAACGUUAUAUUACUUUUCAUACUUGUUUUUCAGUUGACUUACAUGACCAUACGCAGGCCUAUUACAGAUACUGUAAAGGUGUGCAGCUUUAAUUUAUUAACAAAUAAAAUUUGUUGUCCUUGUUGAUCAUGUCACAUGUGAGUGUUCAUCCACUGCCAAAACCUGUAGUAGAAUCUAUGAGAUUGAAAAGAUGGACUGUUGUCUUUUUAAUGUGCAUUACUAAUGGGUGUGGUUCUCUAUCUUAACACAAUUUACAAUGAUUACUCAGAAACCAUUCAAUUAUAUAUCAAUAAUAUGCAUUCAUUAUUAAGUUGUAGCAACAAUGAUACAGUAUAAUACAAUCCAUAUGGCUAUAAUGAAUGUUGCAGAACUUUGUUGGCUUAAAAAGAAAAUAUGCUAAAGAAAAUAUCACUUGUAUUUAAAAGACUUUAGAUAUAUCUGGGCAAAAUAUUUUAAAGCCAGAGUAGAAAGCCUCUCUGAUUUUUCAACAUAAUGUAAAAUACAAUGGUGAUAUAUUUGAUGUAAAUAAGUUGUUUUAUUAACGUUUGCAAAUAUCUUUACUGCAGCUGAUAUUAUUUUUACCCUGGCUCAAAUGAUGCAGCAUAUUUACAAGAUGAGGUUUAAUAAAGUUGUGAUGUAUA